This is a messenger RNA of Symbiodinium sp. CCMP2592, 7557 nucleotides long. NCBI's taxonomy places the organism in Eukaryota, Dinophyceae, Suessiales, Symbiodiniaceae. The record is from the annotation of a GenBank genome assembly.
AUGGAGUCAGCUCCUAAAGUCGCAGACUUUGUCACAGAGCCCAAAGACCAGGCCUGGAUCAAAGAGCUGAUACUCGGUUGGGGUUAUGAUCUUCCUGAUGACGGAUCGCUGGCUGCUCUCCAGGCUGACGUGCUUGACUUGGGCGUCGAUUUCUACUUCCUGCAACUGCCAGAUGAUACUGAAGUCCGGCAGAAGGCAAUCUGCAAACGUUUCUUGAAGUCCCUCGUGGAUGCAAAGACAAUGGACCCGGCGUCACCCCCAGGAGUCGUCGAAUCUGGCACGUUCAAAGAGCAGGCCAAGGCGAAGGCCAAAAGCGAGGCCGCCGAGGAGCUUGUGCCAGCGCAUGAAGCACCUGAGGAGAGCGCGCCGCCUGAGAAGACUGACUUCUACGUCACCCUGCACCAUCUGGCGCACGAGGGUCAAGACUUCUGGGCCCAUGUCACCAUUCGUUUCAGAGAUGAACCUCCGGCGCACUACACCAUUCCGAGCUUCUGCUGCACCACGGUUCGUCUGGACACAACGACAGUUGCCAUCGACGUGCGAACGAACAAUGCUCACGACAGCUUGGCUGAAGCUACACACACGUUCGACAUGGUUUUCGCGGAUGAAUAUUGUCGGGAGGACGGCAUGAACUUCUACAUCUUCAGUGACACGCAGAUGUCAUCGCCGACGGAGCAAGAAAAGAAAUGCUUCCAAUGCCUGUGCCUGACGUGCAUCUACCCUCCGAUUGGGGCAAUGGUCCUGCUAAUCGCGGGUCUCAUCGGCCUCGUUCGGAGAGCCAUCCGGCCCCGGGAAAUGGUCAUCCACUUCGAGCCCGGGGAGAAAGGAGGCAAGCUGGAUGGGAAGGAGGGUAGCGUGCUGCAUUUCCUGCGGCACGGUGGUGAAAAUCACCCGGUGCCGAUCGACGUCCAGGAUGAAAAGACCGGCGCCGUGGCGAGCUUUUCCCUCUGGACUGGUCAAAGCCACACCCUCUCCCGCGCUUCAAACAAGAAGGUCACCUGGCAUUCGCCGCCCGGACAGCCUGGCACGCAAGCCUUCGACGCUGCGCCGUUUGCCAAUCGGCACGUCUACUUGCUCCUGAAAGGCAAGGAGCGGUCCUUUGCACCUGCAGUGUGCAUUCGUCAGAGGAGUGCUCAUGCGCCAGAGGAUGACCAGUUCUACGUACAUCUUCAUCACGUUGCUCCGGGAGGCAAAGACUUGCAAGCGAAAGUCAGAGUGAGAUCGAAAAAUGGCAGUACGGUCAACUAUGAGCUGGUCGGAACGAAUCACACAACCAUCCGCUUGUGCAACGUCAAAACCCUUGAGGUGGAGUCGAAGCACUCAGAUGGGACGAUUCUGCCAGCCACGACCACUGUUGAUGUGAGUGAGUGGGCUCUGCAGCUGAAGCGAAACGGCACUAAUGUCUACGUCUUCAGCGAUGUAAAGAUCUCGCCAUGGACGGAGAAGGAGAAGCAAGAUUGGUGGUGGUUUCAAGAAAACGACGGCCGAAAGAAGUUGAUCUUCGCAUCAGUGAAUGGCCGACAUCUGGAGGUCCAUCUGGGCGGGCAUGAGGAAGCCAUACUGGCAGCCGCUGAGACAGGGGUGCACUUCCGGUCCGGCAAGAAGUUUUCCUUGGACAUGGCCGAGUUCAUUGGGUAUCACACGUACGUGGUGGUGAAAGACAAAGAUAACUCUGUCACCGUCCUCCGUGGCGCUUCCAUCACGGAAGAAGUUGAGGCGGGUGUGGCGGACGACACCCAGGAAUCCAACAAGGUGUCGAACAAGCCCACGUCGAACCAAGCUACGACUCCUGGGCAGACCAACUUGGACAUGGGUGUGAAGAAAAACAAGGACCACCUCGAUUUCGAAGUAAAGCGGCUGGAGUUGGGCAUCGAUCAGGUGAAGGACGCUGGAAUUCGGAUCGGUGAUGCAGGGGGUAACACCGGAAUGGAGGACACAGCCGAGCCAGUGCCAACGGGUGAUAGUCAUUUGCCGAAUGACGGACUGGCAAUCAUGUCACACGAUGCAGCGCACUCUCCCAGUGAUUCGUUGCUUAGAGAACGUGUUGUCGAUGCCAGGCAGUUGACGAUUAGUCAGGAUGCAUCUCCGAUGGUCGCCUUUGCCGCCGAGGCACGACACAAUCAGAUUAUCGGCGAAUUGGGAGCAGAACAUCAGGAGCAGCUCCGUGCAAUGUACAAUAGUGGGCUUGCAGAGGUGAACAAGUUGAGGAACGAAUUAGGCAAUGCUAACAUUGCGUUGUCGAUUCAGAGGUCUGAAAUGGGUCAAGGUGAAGUUCGUUUCCAACAAACCGAAAGCGCGAGGGAACUCGCUGUCAUUGAAGCCAAUCGGCAAGCGGAAGCUGCCCGUAGAGCUUUAGAGGAAGCUAACAGCAAUGCCAGGCGCCUUCGCGAAGUGGAAACUUCUGCCCGUCAGAAUGAUGCAAUGCGAUCCCAUGAGGUCGCUGACAUGUCAUCUCGGAUGGACGAACUGAUGAGGCAGCUUCAAGCCCAGCGUCAGCAGACAGAAGUAUUGAUUCAGCAGAAUAGUGCAUUGAGCUCCAGGGUUCGAGAUUUCGAAGCUAGAGAUGCUGCUUUGAGGAUUCAAGAGGGAAUUCCGCAAGGGCCUCCACCCGGCAUUCCCGUACAUCCCAUUUCCACCCCGAAGCAUGGAGGUGACACUCCUACAGAACAGGCGACGGACGCCGGGAGGCGAACUCCUCCAGAUGGCUUCAGCCCAGGUGGCGGUGGUGGUGGCGGCGGGCCUGAUGGCAACGGCGACGUAGGCGAGAUCCUUCGUCUUCCCCUUCUAGCUCUAGCAGACCAUAAGAAUGAUUUGGUUCUUUCGCUUGAAGAGGCUGAGGGAUAUGCAAGGGAACUUCGGAUCAACGGCGACUUUCGUCUGGGAUCGUGUUACAAGCUUUUGAAGUUGACACCAUUCAAGUCUACAGGGAAUUCGAGGAGAAUGAAAGCUACUGAAAAUGACGACUCGGUUGAAGAUGAAGUUGGCAGGGACUACAUAAUCAUCGGCGCUUGGAUUUUUAGCGGUAUGACUGGAAUCACAACUUCUGUAGACCGUCAUGCUCAGCUGACCAAGUACCUGAUCGCCUUCAUGAAGUCAAAAGGGUUGAAAGAUACCUUUACGUCCAUCUGCAUUAACCAUGGUGGCAAUCGCCGGGUGCAUCGAGACUUGUUGAAUCAUGAUGACUCGCUCAAUCACACUCUAGGCGUUGGAAGCUAUCAAGGUGGUUCCGUAUGGGUUGAGCAGAAGGGCGACUUUCCCGUAUUUCGCAGAGAAGGUGUAGCUGGUGGGAAAUCAAAGUGCGUCAAGGUUACGGGGGGACUCGAAGUCAGUGGAAGAGUCUAUGACACUCAUGAUCGAAUGUUAUCCUUCCACCCCAAGCCUUGGCAUCAGGCACAGCCUUGGACAGGUGAUCGAUGGACCAUCACUGCAUACACGAUUCGGGAUGUAGACGGUUUGAGCUGGGAAAAGUCAAAGUCGCUAAUGUCGCUUGGGUUUCAGUUGAAUUCAUCAAGACGGUUACCAUUUGUUCCAUCAUUGAUUACCGGCGACAGCGACGAAGAGCUCACUCUUUACGACUUUGUGAAGAAGAAGAAGAAGGACGAAGCCGAGAAAGAUAAGGAGCAUUUCGAUGAAGCCGGGGAGUUGAAAAGUGCCGAGGAUCAGCCACCUCCUCCUCCUGAUUAUACGGAGUACUUUCCUGAUGAAGGUGUUAUUGUUCGCCAUCAUAUGCAGCCUCGCAAAGCCAAGUAUGCUGUUAGCGCUGCGGAAGCAGACGUCUUGAACAUCGGCGACCUGCGGUUGACCGAACGUCAGCUUCUUGGAAGUACUUCUGCAGAAGAACAAUGGGAUGAUGGUUUCCGGGGGGGUAAGGCUUCGGGACUUUGGACGGGAACCACUUACUUGUUUGAUCGUGGUAUUGAUAAGCAUCAUGCCGUGGCUGCUGUUAAGCGCAUUCGUGACAAGAACACAGCUAAAAAGGAAGCUAGGAAACAGGCUUUCUAUGACAUCAGCCAAUUGUCGAGUGGCACCGGAUGCAUGAAACAACCCGUCAACAUCAUCGAGUAUGACAUGAAGUCUUUUCUUGAACAAGCUGUACAAAAGUACAAAGACCUUGCUGGCCCCAAGUAUCACACCCUUAAGUCAGCCUCUACUCCUUUCGCCGACGAGAAGAUCGCGAGGCCCAUCGACGAUGAGGCCGAGGCAAAGGGAUGGCUCGUUAUGAUCUUUUACGGGCUGUUCAGGGAUUGGCAAGCAGAGCCUGCUUCGCCAAUCGUCGUGCCGGACAACCUCGAGAAGAGGAUCGAGCCCGAGAACAACGGGGUUCUCAUCGAAUGGGGACAUGAUCCGUCGUUCUCUCUGCUCGGAAGGGCAGACGAUAGUGGUAGCGGUAGCCCAUCUGUCGUUCGGGUCACUCAUAGCAUGGAUCUUAACAGUACUCAGACGAGUAGGGACUUGCUCAAGGUCGUCAAAGGCUAUGCAAAGUCGAAUGUUCCCAUUACCGUCUGGGUUGACCUGCGCUUUGCGGGGGGUCCUGAUGAUCGCAAACACUUUGGCAAGCUAUGGUCUUCUUUCGUCAACUUAAGCACCGGAUUGGAUUUGAAUAACUGCCAUUACGUCCUGAUUGCUCCCUGGGAACAUUUCUCAUGGAAGAUGGAUCGAGUUGUCAGGUGGUGUUCCAAUCAUGAGUGUACGAGUUUUGAACUUCUUGAUGGCGAAAGAUCAGGCAAUUUAGGUCAUUGGAGAUUGCAUACUUCCCACAAGAAUUUGCCAAUUGAAGUGAUGAAUUAUUUUCAUGGCUGUAAGCUCAAGAACAUUUCAGAGCCACAAUUUCCUGUUCGACAAGCUGCUGUUGCGGUACAAGUUACUCUGAGCGAAGAUCCAAUAGGAAGCGCAGCAGUGAUGGCAUCCUCUUUGCCCACCGUUUCUCUGGAGGAGCGUCGCCGACGCAUCGAGGCUUUCCGCAGGGCUCUUAAGGACCCUGAUUGCCUCGCGGAAGCGAUGGCCUUCGAGGAACCGGCAUAUUUCAAGGAUGCCUAUGGCGUUGUGAAGGAGGCGUACCAGUACAAGCUGGUGGAGCCUGCGGAGUCUGAUCCGCCAGAGGCCAUUUUCCUCGGCCGUAUCCGAAACGGCGAGUGGAUUGGUCUGCGGAAGCAGUACCCCUACGCAGGUUUUCCCCUCCUGUACGAGAUGUGGCACCGCCAUUUCAACAGCCCGGCUCAUCAGGGAAUGCCGAUUGAGGGCUUCGAGCUCCAUGGCGAUUCCCUCCUGACGGAGUGGACAGAACUUGUCAAAGCUUAUCUCCGCGACCUGGCUUAUGUGGGGCAUGCCACAAACGCCGAACGGGCUCUCAAGGCCACUGAGCCGUUUGAUGUCUGUCACAGAGCGUAUGUGCUAUCCCAGGAAACCCUGGGCUACCACGAGUUAAUGCCAGCUGCCACGGCGUUGUUAGACUCGGUGUAUACUCCAGCCCUCCGAAGAAUCGAGCAUCAAGAGCAACCAAGCUCGUAUUUUAUUAUCGGAGGAGACAGCUCUCUCGCGUUGGUGACCCGCGGCGACGGUGGACGCGUCCUGAUGAAGGGGACGAUGGAACCGUCACUCCGGGAGGAGAUGACCAAGGACAUUCGCAUGGAUGGAUGUUCGGUCGUCAUGCGCUGGGGAAAAGGGCUUGGAGACAUCGUGUGGCACGUGGAACAGGAGCUCAACCGAACCAAGGGACGCAAGGCCGUCGAGGACGCAAAAGAUGCCCUGGUCCGUCUCUCAUCCCGGAAGGGAGUGUCCUCUGUCACGUUGGUGGCUGGCCCCCACAACGGGGAAUUCUACGGGCUCCCAGAGGUCUACGACCUGGAGAUGGCUCGCCACUCCGAUGAGCUGAAGGAGCGAGGGAUCCGCAUAGUCGAUCCCCAGGCUCACAUCCUUUCGACAGAGCGUUACGAUGGGUUUCACAUGGAGGCUACCCACGAUAACGUGAAGGUAACCACUCGCUGGUUCUUUCACAUGUGCUCUGCAAUCAUGUUCGAGCGGUGGCUUGUGAAGCACGCGAUGGAGCUUAAGGCCAAUUCGCGUGGCAUCCUCUUUCACAACCACUUUCACCUCGGACUCGGCUUGGAAGAGCUCGACAUCCCUCCUACCACGGACUUGCUCAUCCCGGCGGAAGCUGAGAUGGUGACUUUCCCACCUGAGGCACCGCCCGUGCAACGUUUCCCAGAGGAGGAGAUUGUCUUGAACCAGCCGAUCCUCAGCUUGGAAAAGCUUGACGAGCUUGAGGGUGUACCGCCCACUGACUAUGUCAAUGAAGUGGCGAAAGAGUCAGAGGAGCUCACGGUUGAGGAUGUAGUGUCUCGUAACCCGAAUCCGGAGGACGAGCACCUCACCGUGGAAGCGGUUGACCCCGGCUCGGAGAUGGAACAAAUCGUUCGGAAAAUGAUUGAGUCGGUGAACCUGGUGAUGACGGAUAAGGAGGCUGAAGAGGUCGCCCAGGAGACGGGUGUUGCUCCAUACGAGUUUGUUGAGCCGAAUGUCACAGCUACAUCUGUCAUGGAUGGUGAGGCAGUCUCUACGAUUGCUACUUCCGACAUCCCGACGGAAGUCUGGGACUCCGGUCCGAUGGCUGUGGACUACGGCGCAGACGAUGAAGUGGAGCAUCCCCGCGGAAGUGGUGGACCCAUCUGGCUUACACCGGAUCAGCUACCUGAUGUCAAGGGUCGCAUGGGAUACUUUCGCCUCAAUGAGAUGGAGUGUGUUUCGUUGGGCAAGAAGCUGUCGUGGCACCUGCGUGGGCAUGCCAAGGACAAGGGAUUCCGCACUGUUGAGUUCGACGAAGAGCAGUCAGCAGAGAUUGGUGAUGUUUUGAAGGUCAUUGGGAAACAGUGGUCCCGCCUGACGGUGAUGACCAUCAUUGACCUGUUGACGUCCGAUCACUGUGACAAAGCACGGUUCGAACUCCAGGCGGAAGCCUUGGACGAGGAGACGCGGUUGGGCCGGGGAACAAACUGGCACUUUACCCGUGUCCGAGCAUUCCAAGGACACAACGCCUGCUUGCUCGUCCUCGACAGCGACCCGCUGAAGACCACUGUCAAACAGUGGGCCCUCGAUGAUCAGUGGAUCCCGUCCUAUGUUGAUCUACCGAUCACUGGUCCGUAUCCUUAUCGGGCAACGGCCUUCGAUCUGAUGCCAAAGCUGGCGUAUCACGCCACAUACUGGCGAAAUUUCAUCAAGAUCGUCAACACAGGCCUCAUCCCGGGAGGGAAAAUGACCUCGAAGGGCAACAGCGGAAGGCCCUUCAGCAUGUUCGCGAUGGAGCCUCAGUGGGAACGCACCUCCAAUCAGGGCGUCCGCCCUGGCGCGCAGCUGGAAUUUGUCUUGGUGGCCGGGUCAGACCAGGCAUCAAUCCAACCAGGUGUUUCCAGUGGAAACACCUGGUUGGAGUUGAUGCCUGUCGGGGGAUGCACGGACAUCCCUCACCCCUGCAAGAUGUCUGUGGUCCCACCACCGACAUCUUGCAGGGGUGAAGGAUGUGCGUGCAUGAACCCCGACCGAGGCCCCAGCGUGCAUGGAUAG